AUGACUGAACGGGCGUUCGAAAACCAAAUCCCCGACUACGACGGCAGCUCGGACGUCGAUCUGCCGGACGGAGAGUUCACGAACAAGUUCGACCAGGACGCCAAGAGGCACGUCCUGGAGCUGGCGGGAGUGCUGGAGAAGGACCUUGACAAGCACACUAACAGGGAUGACGCUUCAGAGUACACCGGCACCGCAGGUGAUGAAGGUGCAUGCCCGAAGAAGAUCGGCUGCCUAUCAGAACCCACAACAAGCAUUCUCUUCAAUUGCUGUUUCUGCACCCAUGUAACCAGAGAUCAGCGUGGAAUCCUUACUCAUCUGGUUGACCACAGUGAUGAAAAACUCAAGUGCCAGCACUGCUCUAAGUUCUUUUGCAAAGAGGAAGAAUUGAGAUCUCACACCGACAUUCACAAGUCAGAAAGAACUUUUGCGUGUCAACUAUGCCCAGCAGCAUUCCAGAAAAAUAGUCCAAUGGUCGAUCACAUUCGAACCCACACUAGUGAAAAACCUUUCAAAUGCCAGGAAUGCCUGCAAACUCUUUCCCAAUGUAGUUGCCUGAGCUCUCAUGCACAAGACCAGACGAGCAAAAAUCUUUUCAAAUGUGAGCUAUGUCCCCAGGCCUUUAGUAAGAAUGCAAAUCUGACUCGCCACAUUCGAACGCACUCAGGUGAGAGACCUUACAAAUGUGAGCUAUGUCCCCAAGCCUUUAGUGAGAAUGCAAAGCUGACACGCCACGUUCGAACUCACACAGGCGAAAGACCUUACAAAUGUGAGCUAUGUCCCCAAGCCUUCAGUGGAAAUGCAGAUCUUACCCGCCACAUUCGAAUUCACACAGGCGAAAGGCCUUACAAAUGCAAGCAGUGUCCCCGAGCCUUUAGUCGGAGCCUGAGCCUGGCCAUUCACAUUCGAACGCACACAGGCGAGAAACCUUACAAAUGCGAGCAAUGUACAAAAGCGUAUAGUGUGCGUGAGAGCCUCAUCCGCCACAUUCGAAAACACACAGGCGAGAAACCUUACAAAUGCGAGCAAUGUCCACAAGCGUAUUCUGAGCGUGGGAGCCUGACACGCCACAUUCGAAAACACACAGGCGAAAGACCUUACAAAUGUGAGCUAUGUCCCCAAGCCUUUAGUGAGAAUGCAAAUCUUACCCGCCACAUUCGAAUUCACACAGGCGAGAGACCUUACAAAUGCAAGCAGUGUCCCCAAGCCUUUAGUCAAAGCCCGAGCCUGGCCAUUCACAUUCGAACGCACACAGGCGAGAAACCUUACAAAUGCGAGCAAUGUCCACAAGCGUAUUGUGGGCGUGAAAACCUGAUCCGCCACAUUCGAAAACACACAGGUGAAAGACCUUACAAAUGCGAGCAAUGUCCACAAGCGUAUUCUGAGCGUGGGAGCCUGACGCGCCACAUUCGAAAACACACAGGCGAAAGACCUUACAAAUGUGAGCUAUGUCCCCAAGCCUUUAGUGAGAAUGCAAAUCUUACCCGCCACAUUCGAACGCACACGGGCGAGAAACCUUACAAAUGCGAGCAGUGUCCCCAAGUCUUUAGGAACAUCCAGAAUCAGACCCGCCACAUUCGAAUGCACACAGGCGAGAGACCUUACAAAUGCAAGCAGUGUCCCCGAGCCUUUAGUCGGAGCCUGAGCCUGGCCAUUCACAUUCGAACGCACACAGGCGAGAAACCUUACAAAUGCGAGCAAUGUCCACAAGCGUAUUGUGUGCGUGAGAGCCUGAUCCGCCACAUUCGAAAACACACAGGCGAAGGACCUUACAAAUGCAAGCUGUGUCCCCAAGCCUUCAGUGAGAAUCCAAAGCUGAUCUGCCACAUUCGCACACUAAAGGGUGAAGAUCUCACAAAUGUCCUCUGGACUAAGCAGAAGUUUUACGAGAAAAUGGCCGUGGAACUCGCAAAUAUCAGCAGUCAAGAGUUUCGUUCUGAGGCUGGUUGA
This is a messenger RNA of Ixodes scapularis (black-legged tick), 1947 nucleotides long. Its product is annotated as zinc finger protein 883-like. The record is from RefSeq and is a predicted model, not a curated record. The transcript has 9 exons. Bases 1 to 1947 code for a protein of 648 amino acids. Lineage: Eukaryota; Metazoa; Arthropoda; Arachnida; Ixodida; Ixodidae.